Daucus carota subsp. sativus is the source of this 1853-nucleotide messenger RNA. RefSeq lists its product as uncharacterized. The transcript has 6 exons. NCBI's taxonomy places the organism in Eukaryota, Viridiplantae, Streptophyta, Magnoliopsida, Apiales, Apiaceae. Bases 366 to 1589 code for a protein of 407 amino acids. Gene Ontology annotation, molecular function: lipid binding. The record is from RefSeq and is a predicted model, not a curated record.
GGGCCUCUGAAACAGUACAUACAAAUUUUGUAAACAAAAGAAAUGCAGCUAAGAGAAUCCAACAAUAGCCCCCCUCAACCUCUUGAUCAAUAACAUCCUUAUCCAUUUCAUUUAUAGCUCUCAUCGCCACUUUGUCUUGUUCUUCAUCACCAUCACAACCCCUCUUCAUCUUUCUCCACAAUUUAUACUCAUAUAGUCCAUUUCCGUAUCAUUUUUGUGAUGGGUUUAUCUUUAUCUUGAUCUUAUCUGCUUCUGUUGUUACUCAUCUCUACUGGGUACUGAAAAGAUUCAAUCUUUAAUGUAAAGAUUGAAUCUUUCUCUUGUGGGUAUUGUAAAGAGUGAAUCUUUUUGAGAUUUGAGUGACAAUGGGGGAGAUUUUUGAAAGAAGCAGAGUGGUUGAUGUUGUUGGGGAGGUUUUGUCUAUGAUUGGGCCUUUUGGGGUUGCUGUUUCCAUUGGGGUUUUGAUUGGGUGGGUGUGGAAACCAAAUUUUCCUACUUUGGUUGAGUACUUUUCGAAGUCUUCGUCAAAGCAUUCUUGGCCCUCCCCUAUUAUUAACUUUAGUUCAUUCAAACUGCAAUUACCCACUUUUAUGACCCUUUCUGAUGAUGAGAGACAAUGUGAUGAUCCAUCUCUGCAGGCCUCUUUAUCCACUUCUGACUGCAGUGAGAGUACAGGGAAUUUGACACUUGAUGACUUGGAGCAUUUAUGCCGAAUUGUUGAGGAAAAAGAUGGAGGCCCUGCUUGGUUUCAGGUGAUGGAUCGUUCUGCACCAAACAUGACAUAUCAAGCUUGGCGGAGAGAUCCUGAGACUGGUCCUCCACAAUAUCGUUCGCGCACUGUAUAUGAGGAUGUAACCCCUGAAUUGGCGAGGGAUUUUUUUUGGGAUGAUGAAUUUCGACUUAAGUGGGAUGACAUGGUCAUCGAAGCUGAAACUUUGGAAGAGUGCCCUACCACGGGUACCAUGGUGGUUAGAUGGGUUCGCAAGUUUCCCUUCUUCUGUAGCGAUAGAGAAUAUGUUAUUGGGCGUCGAAUAUGGGAGUCUGGAAGAUCUUACUAUUGUGUUACCAAGGGUGUGCCCAACACAGUGCCAAGACACAAGAAACCAAGACGAGUUGAUCUAUUCUAUUCAAGUUGGUGCAUUCGAGCAGUUAAAUCGGCGAGAGGGGAUGACCAGCUGACUUCUUGCGAGGUUUUACUCUUUCACCAUGAAGACAUGGGUAUACCUUGGGAAAUUGCAAAACUUGGAGUCCGACAAGGUAUGUGGGGAGCUGUUAAAAAGAUAGACCGCGGCUUGCGUGCAUACCAGAGAGAGAGAGGAUCAGGAGCCGCGCUUUCACGAUGUGCUUUCAUGGCCCAAAUCAACACAAAGGUCAGUGCAGACUAUCUAAGAUAUUUGGAGGGCACAAGAAGUUCAUCGGAUGAUGAGACCCUUGAUGUGGCAGAGAAGCCUUCAAAGAGGAGCAUACAGAAAGUUCUAAUAGUUGGUGGGGCAGUUGCCCUUGCUUGCAGUCUUGACCGAGGACUUGUAACAAAGGCUGUUAUAUUCGGGUUGGCCAGAAGGUUUGUGAAAAUCGGGAGGAGAAUAUAGAGCAGGAUGCUUUGGCAUCUAAUGAUCCUAGAAGAGUCCUUAUAGCCUGAGGGAUGAAGGAAAUAUAUAGAGGCUGGAUGUGCAUGUUCUUAUAGAGUGUUGCAUUUUCUAAUUAUAAAAUUGUUUAAUUUCAGGUCACUUUUGUUUAAUCCAUUCUGCAGCUAAAGGUGAGGAAAAGAGAAUAUAACAUAUAGGUGUACUUGUAAACAUGAAAGAAUCUCAUGCUGCAAAAUAACAAGCAUAUUUCAUUUCUUCUUUUGUUUA